AUGGGAGCAUCUCCCAUCACAGAAUUUCCUGUAACUGCUAGGCUCUUAGACCGGAGCGGCUGGGCGCCGCCUACAUGCAGCAGCAGCAAGGAUAUCGCCCACAACUGCACCCUCGCGACCGAUGGUAAGGGGGACGUCACAUAUUGGCAAAGCGCAGACGAUCCAACUGGUAGUGUUCAUUGGAUCGUGAUCGACCUUAAAGAAAAAGCCAAAGUACAUAGUCUCGCUAUGCGAACAAUCCCAGAUUUCAAUCAAAUCGGAGGUUCAGUCCGGAAACAUCGAGUGGAAACUGCCACGGAAAAAGGGAAUUGGGACCUAGUUGCGUUGGGAACCUGGAGAAAUGACCGCGACCAAAAAUUUGCAACGUUUGAGCCUCGUGAAGCCCAGUAUGUGCGCCUUACGGUACUCGAUUCGUAUCAAAAUAAGCCUUUCGUUGUCAUCGGCGACAUCAACAUCUAUGCUGUCGAUACGAUUCCAUCCUCUGUAAACAAAGGAGGAAGAUGGAACAUCACCUUAAAUUUCCCUUUAGUACCCGUCACGGCGUUUUUGAAUCCAAAAACUCAAGAUUUGAUAACGAUGUCAGCCGACGAAGAGGAUAAAUUUCACCAGGGUCCACGCAUAACCAUCUCAGCGACGUGGCAUCCAGAGAAUGGAACAAUCGAGGAACAAACAAUCGAUGCUACAGGGCACGACAUGUUCUGUCCAGGCACGUCGUUUAAUGAGAGUGGUGGGGUGAUCUUCACUGGCGGAUCCUCACCACUCGCGUUUAGCAUCUACGACCCCGUGGCGAAGAACUGGUCGACCCCUGAAGACAAGACAACACAUAAGCCCAUGACGUUAAAAAUUGGCCGUGGAUACCAGGGCCAGACAUUCUUACCUAAUGGCAAGACUUUCGUGAUCGGGGGGCAGUGGUCGGGUGAUAAUGCUUUCGAUAGAGAUGGCGAGUUAUACGAUCCAGCAACCGGUUGGACGGUGUUGCGCAAUGUCAAGGCAGAGACCAUCAACAUGGACAUAUCUAGGUCCUGUAAACCACCGCGAAACGACAAUGGCUGUACCGUGGACGGAUGGCGACAACAUCACCCGUGGCUGUUUGCGUGGAAGAAUGACAGCAUAUUCCAUGCUGGGCCUUCCAAGAGAAUGCAUUGGAUUUUCACAAACACCACUGAGGGCGAGGUCAAAGACGGAGGAUUCCGCAAAGGCAAGAAAUCAAAUUUCGCUGAUGGUGAUGCUGUAUGCGGUGUCACUUCAAUGUAUGAUGCCGAGAAGGGUAUUAUUCUCACAGCUGGUGGUGCUCCCAAUUAUGAAUACUGGUUCAACGUUAAUCAAAUGGGAGAUGGCUUCGAUCACCGAGAGGAGGCAACCAACAACACAUUCGAAAUAAAGCUUGGAGACGUAGAACCUGGCACCGUUGUGGAACCGGAACAGGUAACCUCGAUGCAUCACCAGCGCAUAUUUGCAAACGCCGUGAUCCUUCCCACUGGUGAAACCUUCGUCGUUGGUGGUCAGCGCCAGGGCCAGCCGUUCCACGAUGAAACUUGGCAACCAGUUCCGGAGAUUUACUCGCCGGAGAACAAGAACUGGACAGAAGUGGCUCGCCAUUCCACUCCCCGAGUAUACCAUUCCUGGGCCAUGCUCUUACCCGAUGCUACUGUGAUCGUGGGCGGUGGCGGCCUGUUACUUGCGGAAACGGAUCAUUACGAUGCCCAGAUCUACCAGCCUUAUUACCUAUUCACUCCCGACGGGAAAACCGCCAUCGAGCAGCCAAAGAUCAAAGGCACCGACAAAAAAGUAUACAAGACUGGCGACAAGAUCAUCGUUACGACAAAUGUUGAAGUAGACGCUGCCAGUCUUAUACGAUACAGCGCGACGACUCACACGGUGAACAACGAUUUGAGACGUAUCAAGUUGAAUGUUACCAUGGAAGGUAAAGCUUCUGACAAAAUGUACUCUGUGAAAAUUCCCGAAAGUCCAAGCGUUGCUUUGCCUGGAUAUUGGAUGUUGUUCGUGUUGCAAAAGAACGUGCCCAGUCACGCCGCAACGGUACAAAUCUUGGCCGAAUAA
Hyaloscypha bicolor E is the source of this 2061-nucleotide messenger RNA. RefSeq names its product carbohydrate-binding module family 32. The transcript is spliced from 2 exons. NCBI's taxonomy places the organism in Eukaryota, Fungi, Ascomycota, Leotiomycetes, Helotiales, Hyaloscyphaceae. The coding region runs from base 1 to 2061 and encodes 686 amino acids. The record is from RefSeq and is a predicted model, not a curated record.